Messenger RNA from Zerene cesonia (dogface butterfly), 1898 nucleotides. RefSeq lists its product as uncharacterized. The transcript has 9 exons. The coding region runs from base 237 to 1424 and encodes 395 amino acids. Gene Ontology annotation, cellular component: transcription regulator complex. Lineage: Eukaryota; Metazoa; Arthropoda; Insecta; Lepidoptera; Pieridae. Gene Ontology annotation, biological process: regulation of transcription by RNA polymerase II. Gene Ontology annotation, molecular function: transcription coregulator activity. The record is from RefSeq and is a predicted model, not a curated record.
UUCUAUAUUAUUGUCUAUUGAAAGUUAAUGUUUCGUGUUGUUACAAUUUACAAAAUAAAAAAUUAACUCUUAAUUUAUUUAAUAGAAAAAUAUGAUUAUAAAAUAAGUAUAACAAAUAAUAAAUAAAUACUACAAUUAAACGCUAGUAGACUUAAGAAGUCCAAUAUUUUCGUUUGUGAAGGUUAAUCUGUACAGCUAUCAACAUAACACCAGUCCUGGAAACCUCAUCCCCAAAAAUGCCAGCAGUUACUUCCACAACUGCUGAAGAACAAAAUGAGGCGGAACAAAAAAUGUGGAAUGCUCUCAAGCGAUACAUUAUACGUGAAAGACAGAGAAAAAAAGAAGAAUAUGAGGCUGAGGUGGAAGAAGAAAGAUUACGCAAAGAACGUGAAGCCAGGGAAAGGCAGGAUGUUAUGACUUUGGAGGAAACAAAAGAGCAGAUAGAACAAUUAGAGCAAAAGCUGAAACAGUUGGAAAAAGAGAAACAACAACUGUUCAUGCAAUUGAAAAGGGUGUUAAAUGAAGAUGAGGUUAGAAAGAGACAGCAACAAAAGGAGGCUAAUGAAAUGCAACCAAUGAAAAUGCCUCUAGGUAAUAUACAAAUGCCAAUGUUUCCGAUGCCAUCAUCGCAGCAGGGUCAAGGGGAACCCCCUCCGAGCCAGGGACGCCCCUCACAUCUUAAUUCACAUAAUAUGCUUAAUAAGAAAAACUACUCAAAGUACAAAUUGUUUCCACAACAGCAAACUAUUGUCCGUGCCCCUAUACAGUCGGGGGUGAAGCGGCAAAGGAGCCCAUCGCCGACAUACGCUUUGUAUGCACAUCGGUUGCACCAACCGUCUAUGAAACAGCAUGCCGUGUAUUCGGAUCAUAAAGUAGAGGAUGGCCGAAUGGGCCGACAAAUGGCUCGAGCUGUACUCUGGAACAAAACGUCGCAAUACGCGUCGAACGUGAGCGCAUCGUCAGGCGCGUACUACGCGAUGCCGACGUCGGGCGUGGUGGGCGUGGUCGCGGAGCGGCCGCCGCCGCUGCUGUACGCGCACCACGCGCACACGCCGCACACGCCUCACACGCCGCACACGCCGCACACGCCGCACCACACCAACCUGAUGUACGCGCCGGCGCCGCAGCCCCAGCUCUACUUGGAUAUGCUGAAGAACAGAGAGGGACAGCAGCACAAUGAGCAGAAGAAGGAGUCGCAGGCACCACAAGUACUGAUUGGUUUGAGCGAGGCUCACCAUCCAGCGGUGAGCAGUGGCGUGGUGUACGCUCAGCCGCCGGCCUCGAGACACAUCUCCAUACAUCCACCACAGCAUAAUAACAUACAGACAGCGAAACCGGGUAGUAUAACGCAAGGUUACCCAGUGCAACAGUCGAACCCCAAUGUGCAGAACCCCAACAUAUACCCCAACAGACACCGUUAUUAGCUAGUAAUUCUGAAGCAACACGCAAAUAAACAAAUACCAUAGAACUAUUCGAAGAAAAACUAAAAAAUAGUUCACAUAAUAUCUUAGUAUUGGAGUAAAUGGUAUAUAUAACCAGUGUUUGUUUGUGCAGUGUUGUGAGAAUAUGACGAUGAAAUAAACUAUAUUGUUUGUAUAAGGAAAAUGUUUUCGUUUCGAAUUGUGUUGUUUUUGAUCUAUUCGUAUCAGCAUCGAACAAAAUUACAGGUGCUAUAUAUUUUUCAAUUUUGUCGUGUAAAUAUGUAUGCAGAUUUCGAAAUCCAGAAUAUUUUUUAUUGUAAGUUAUCUCUAGGCUAUGUUAUUUAAAUCUUUUGUAAUAUAAUUCCUUGACCCUGUUAUUAUUCUUAAUCUCAUACUUUAAUGAAAUACAAAUGUAUUGUAGGAUAUGUGUAAGCUUUUGUGAGCUCGCGGUGGCAGAAAUAUAUUGUUUUAUAGAAA